CUGUGAGUUCAAAGUUUAACUUGUUAUGUAGCCGUGUAGCCGCGGAGGGGUGUGUAUUAUGCUGAUUUUUUGUAACAGUGGUUCUUAUUUCAGCCUAAUGUGACACUCGAUAACACACAUAACGUGCUCAAAGGCGUUGUCGCUUAUUUAUUUGCUCUAUUAUGAACAUCUUCGCGAAUGCUUUGAGCGCUGGCGACCUGUUCACACAUGCUAGCUCGGUAGCUACCAGCUAGCUCACUUACUGACAAGUGUUCCUCCAAAUGACACGUUUUUAUUAAAAGCUGACCUUGUAGGUAAACCAGCUUAGAGGGCGAUUGAAUUAGGCUCUGUCCGAGCUAUGGCGGCAACCAGGCUCCUGUGUAUGUUCAACGCGAAAGCAGCAGGCUCGACCAAAACAUUAGCCAGGGCAGGCUGGAGUGUGUGCUUCAGGAGAAAUGUCAGCAGUUCACCUUCAAGACUACAGGGCUGUAUGUCGGCAUGGGUCAUUGACCAGUAUGGCACUAAUGGGAGUUUGAGGUACACAGAAGAAAUCACCGUCCGCACUGUCAGUUCUCCCAGUGAGGUGAUGAUUCAAGUCCAUGCGGCCAGUCUGAACCCUCUUGAUAUAUCUAUGAGGGGUGGUUAUGGAGCUAAAUUGCUUAAAUUAAGAAGGGAUCCAAUGUCUGUGAUGGACAGUGAUAGUGAGUUUCCUCUGAUUCUGGGUCGUGAUGUGUCUGGUGUAGUGGUGGACUGUGGCUCUGAGGUGACCCAUUUUUUCCCAGGAGAUGAGGUGUGGGCUGCUGUUCCCCCAUGGAAGCAAGGCAGUCUGGCAGAAUUUGUGACUUUAACAGAGUAUGAGGUUUCCCACAAACCAAAAUCAUUGAGUCACACAGAGGCAGCGUCCAUCCCCUACGUAGCCAACACUGCUCUGUCUGCGCUGGUCAAUGCAGGGGGUCUUUGCAGAGACAGCUCUUCAAAUAAAAGAGUUUUAAUCACUGGAGGAUCUGGAGGUGUUGGAACAUUCUCUAUUCAGUUAUUGAAGGCCUGGGGUGCCCACGUAACUGUUACCUGCUCUCAGAACGCCGAAGGCCUCGUUAGAGGGCUUGGGGCCGACGAGGUGGUGGACUACACAGCAGGAGAUGUGGCUGAGCAACUACAAAUGAUGGACAAAUUUGAUGUGAUCUUGGACAGCGUGGGUGGAGAGACAGAGCAGUGGGCGAUGACCAUGCUGAAGCCCUGGUCGGGGGCAAAGUACGUUACAUUGGUUACGCCGUUACUCCUCAACACUGAUUCCAUGGGCCUGCUGGACGGGGCAUUUCAUGCUGGAUUCACUCUGCAAAGCAAGGCCAUACAGAACAUGAUAUCAAGUGGAGUCUUCUACCGGUGGGGAUUUUAUGCUCCAGAUGGGCCCGCCCUGGACGAGGUCAGCAAGCUGGUGGAUGCGGGGAAGAUCCUGCCAGUUGUGGAGGCCCAGUUUCCAUUUACCCAGGUGCCGCAGGCUUUUCAAAAGUUGGAGGAGGGCCACGCCAGAGGGAAAACAGUAGUCAGGGUGGCUGAAGAGGACGACAGACUGGCCGAAGAGUUGGUGCAGAAGAGUCACACAGAGACUGCAGAUUCGGAGCAAGCAGAGCAAGAAACAGCCAAGCGAAACUAGAGUCAGAAAGUGGCGUGCUCUGAUUCUUCUCACCUUUUCAAGGUUACUCUUGACAGCUGCAGACUAUAUUAUUCAAAGAGAUCAGUGGUGCUGCUGUCGUGCAGUAGACUACAAAGCGUGAUCCGAGCUUGUAACGGGAGUGUGCCAAAGGCUGUUGUUUAUUAAAGCUUACACCCUCGUGUACAGUCUUAAAGUUUUCACAAGGUGCUUGAGUUAUUCUGCAUUCAUGUCACGGUGAAGUUACUAUAAUUAUUAACUGCAGACCAAUAAAUACCAUUCAGGUCAGCGUCCAGCUGCUAAUUACAACCAGGCAGCUUUCUGGUAGCUUAUAUAAUAAAAAGUUAUAUAAAAAUAUAUAUAUAAAUAAAAUGUUAAGAACAUUGUCAGCUGGAAAUGUUUAUUAAUAGAUGUGUUUAGCCUCCAGUACCACGUGAAGCAGAAGCAGCACGAUAAAACAGGCAACUAUCUGCUUUUUCUUUGCAUCUCUUUGCACUCUCUACAUGUUGAGUUGUUUGACAACAGCCAUGAGCACGUUGUAAUCAUGGGAAUCUUUCCCACUGCCACAUUGCAUUAACCAUUAAACAUUUGGGCAAAAUAAAUAAUUACUUUACAUCUGGAACAUUUUGCAGUUUAAUGAACAUUGUUGUAAACCAAGUGUAACUUAAGAUACUGUACAAUGUAUUUAAGAAAUUUAUUGACAAAAAUACUUUUAUUUUGAAAAGACAAGAGUUGUGUGCUGUCUAGUUUUAAUUAAACAAAGAAAAAAAAAACA
This is a messenger RNA of Morone saxatilis (striped sea-bass), 2405 nucleotides long. RefSeq names its product reticulon-4-interacting protein 1 homolog, mitochondrial-like. NCBI's taxonomy places the organism in Eukaryota, Metazoa, Chordata, Actinopteri, Moronidae. The transcript has 9 exons. Gene Ontology annotation, molecular function: oxidoreductase activity; zinc ion binding. Gene Ontology annotation, cellular component: mitochondrion. Bases 338 to 1633 code for a protein of 431 amino acids. The record is from RefSeq and is a predicted model, not a curated record.